AAAACCCAGCUCUUCCUCUCGCGAUAGUAGCUUCCAUAUGCAGCCGCCAUAUUCUGUGACAGUAUUUUGAUUCGUAUCUGCUGGAAGUGAGGAAAAAGAGAAAAGUGAAGGGCUGUCGAGGGGAGGGGGGGGCUGAAGAAGAGGAGCUGUCAAAAAGUUGUUCCCGAGUCUCUGUCAAACGGCGGAGAGCUGAGGCUCGGUAUCCCUCCCCUAAACGCUAUUGCGAGGACACUCAAGGCCCGGGGCCUCGGUGCAGUUGGCUCUUCGUAUCCCUGGUAGUAGCUGGACUCCUCUCGGCUCAUCCUCUCCCAGCUCCGCGGCCCUCCGGAGGUCCGGCGGCGGUCUCGGGUGUUAGAAGGCGGCCCAGGGAGCGGAGACGGAAAGGUACGUUCCAAAGAUGUUCAAGAUGAAGGCGGUUUGCUGCCACGACUGACGCCCCAGCGCGCUGAACAGAACGAGCAGUCCUGACCUGGCAACAUACGAAUGGCCCAGGGAAGCCACCAGAUUGACAUUCAGGUUUUGCAUGACCUGCGCCAGAAGUUCCCUGAAGUCCCCGAGGGUGUUGUCUCCCAGUGUGUUCUGCAGAACAACAACAAUUUAGACGCCUGCUGUGAAUACUUGUCCCAGGUCAGUCCGGGCUACCUGUACAGCGAAGAAGGAAACCUCGGCUUCACCGACGACCCCGGCUUCAUCAGGCUUCGUAAUCACAUGACCCAGCUGAACCUGGGCCUGCAGUCUCAGAAUGUGCACGCGGCCCCGGUCCGGGACGGCCUGAGAAUGAACGGCAGUCGAACUCUGGCCCACAGCCUGAGCGAGGGGCCCCUCAAGAAAGGCCAGGCCCCCAACAGUGACUUCUUUCAGCCGGAGCCCCAGUCAGCCCCAGUGCAGGUGCCCUCCAGCAUCAAUGUGUUCGGUGGGAUGGAGCCCACACGGAAACCGCAGCCUCCACAGCACCUCGGACUCUACCCUCUGGGUGUCAAAGGGUCCGCUAUGGGUGUCCAGCAAGCUCCGCGCUUCAACCCCAUCACCGUGACGCUAGCGCCCCAUAUCCAGACGGGCCGCAACACACCCACUUCUUUGCACAUACACGGCGGUCCGCAGCAGGGCCUCGGCAGUCCACAGGGUAACUCUAUCUACAUCAGGCCCUAUGUCAGCCAGUCUGGUACGACCCGGCAGAACCAGCAGCAGGGAGGCAGGGCCCAGUACAGCCCCACCUCCCAGCACCAGCAGCAGAUCUACCAGAUCUCACACCCCUCCUCCCUGUCCGGCUCCUGGUCCAGCCCUCAGCACGCCGCCUCCUCGCUUACCUCACAGCACCUGACACAGGGCCACCAGACCUCUCACGUCUACAUGCCGAUCAGCUCCCCCACGAAUCCCCAGGCGCCCUCCAUCCUCCCCGCUGGCAGCCUGGCCUCUUCCUCCGGCGUCUCCUCGUGCUCCUCUUCCUCCUCCUCCUCUGUCAUGCCCACCUCCCUGUCUACCAUCAGCCAGUACAACAUCCAGAACAUCUCCACUGGCCCGCGGAAGAAUCAGAUAGAGAUCAAACUUGAAUCUCCCCAGAGGAGCAACUCCACAACCACGACUGCCGUGCUGCGGACAGGCGGCGGGCCCCGGUCCUCCUCCACGUCGUCCUCCUCUUGCCCUUCCCCUUCCCCCUGUUCAACCGGGGUGGCCACUGUCCCCAGCACCCCUCUCUCCAUCGGAGGCCCAGGUCUGAGCCGCAGCCAGCCCACUGUUUACAUCUCUGCCAGCCCGCCCACUGCUGCUCCCGCUCCCUCAGAAGAUGCCGUCGUGGCCUCAGCCGGCUCCCGCUCUCAACCCAAGUUUUACAUUUCUGCCAAUGCCUCCAGUGACGACAGUGGGGGUAGGAACCCCCCCACAGUCUACAUCUCAGCCAACCCUCCCUUGCAGGGGCCCUCAGGGGCCAGGAACAUGGGGGGCCAAGUGAGCAUGGGCCCCGCGUACAUCCACCACCAUCCACCGAAGUCCCGCACCUCUUUAGGAGGGGGAGGCACGGCUUCUUCCCCGCGCGUGGUGGUGACACAGCCCAACACCAAAUACACUUUUAAAAUCACCGUGUCCCCCAAUAAGCCCCCGGCUGUGUCCCCCGGAGUCGUGUCCCCUACGUUUGAGCCCAACAACCUCCUCAGCCUACCCUCAGACCACCACUUCGUGGAGCCAGACCCCCUCCACCUCUCAGACCCGCUGUCGCCACACAGGGAGAGGCCGAGCGAGCCGCGCAGACUCAGCAUGGGCUCCGACGAUGCAGCGUACACACAAGCGUUGUUGGUCCAUCAGAAGGCCCGCAUGGACAGGCUGUGGCAUGAGCUGGAGCUGAAGAAGAAGAAGCUGGAGAAGCUAAAAGAGGAGGUCAACGAGAUGGAGAACGACCUGACCAGGAGACGGCUGGAGAGAUCCAACUCGGCCUCCCAAAUUCCUUCUAUCGAGGAAAUGAAGCAGCUGCGAUGCAAAAACAGGUUACUGCAGAUUGACAUCGACUGCCUCACCAAAGAAAUUGAUCUCCUUCAAACCAGAGGACCACACUUUAAUCUUGGUGCAAUCCAUAAUUUUUACGACAACAUGGGAUUCCUUGGUCCUCUCCCCCCCAAACCCAAAGGUACUUUAUCUAUUGACGGGAGAGGAUGUAGAUAUAAUGUGACCUCUGAGCUCAUGAUGGAGCCCUCCUCUGCUCCUUCCCCUCCUCUCCCACUUGACCCGGGCAGUAAGAUUGUGAAGCCCAUCGCAGACCAGGAGGAGGACGAGGGGCUGCAGUGGAACUGCACCGCCUGCACCUUCCUCAACCACCCCGCCCUCAACCGCUGUGAACAGUGCGACUUCCCGCGGCACUUCUGAGCCAACGAGGCCUCGACGCGCCGCCGCCGCCCGGCCAGACCAGAAUAGAAAAAAAAGGGCCUCUCUGUUUCUUCUGUUUCACUCGUCGCAUGAAAACUCGAGACGCCGUCGGGCAUCAUCCGUCCCGUUCUGUUCCUUUCUUCCCUCCUCUCUAAGGUUUGUAGAAUGCUGUCCACUGAAGGCUUGACCGGACGGUGUUUACGGCACGUGUUUUUCCACAAAGGCCGGCAGAGUCGGAUGAUACCUCGCCUUAGAGACUCGGAUGCCGCGGGGUCGAGUCUGCUCAACGGGUGACACUUUUCCCCCGGGGAUACCUCGCUGCUGCCACUUCCAGUAUUACGAGUGUGGCCCUGCAGUGUGACGGCACACAUACACGCACACACGCACACACACACGCACACACACACACACACACACACACACACACACACACACAC
Anarrhichthys ocellatus (wolf-eel) is the source of this 3290-nucleotide messenger RNA. It is a transcript of the gene tab2, whose product is annotated as TGF-beta activated kinase 1 (MAP3K7) binding protein 2. The coding region runs from base 484 to 2853 and encodes 789 amino acids. The record is from RefSeq and is a predicted model, not a curated record. NCBI's taxonomy places the organism in Eukaryota, Metazoa, Chordata, Actinopteri, Perciformes, Anarhichadidae. Gene Ontology annotation, biological process: positive regulation of protein kinase activity; positive regulation of canonical NF-kappaB signal transduction. The transcript is spliced from 8 exons. Gene Ontology annotation, molecular function: K63-linked polyubiquitin modification-dependent protein binding; ubiquitin binding.